UGGCUGCCGGGUGAUAUAUUUUUGCGAAGAUUUUCGCUAUUAUUUUCACGAUUCUUCAAUUAAAUUGCGACUUUGAACUCUCGUUGUGCGAAAAUUAUCAAUGCAGCAAUGGUUAAAUGGUAUUUCUCGAAAGACAGGCUGUUGAAUCGCACCCCAUCCCGUGCCAAUGGCGUUGAUUUUCCGACCGAAUGUCGAUACAGGCGGGAGGGAUGCCGAUUCAUCAUGGACAUGGGAAACAAAUUAGGAUUGCGGUAUGAUACUAUGGCAACUGGUGUCAUCUACUUUCACAGAUUUUACAUGAAACAGUCAUUUAAUACUUUUCCAAGAUGGGUAACUGCUUGUGCCUGCUUGUUUCUUGCUGGGAAGGUGGAAGAGACACCAAAGAAAUGUAGAGAUAUUAUAACCGUUGCCAAGAAGAUGUUAACUGAACAUCAUUUUCGAUUAUUUGGGGAAAAUCCUAGGGAGGAAGUCAUGAUAUAUGAAAGAGUUUUACUUCAGACAAUUAAGUUUGAUCUUCAAGUUGAGCACCCGUAUGGCAUCCUUUUAAAAAUUGGGAAAUUGUUAAAAGGAGAUAAAGGGAAAGUUCAAAAAUUAGUUCAAAUGGCUUGGACAUUUGUAAAUGACAGCUUGUCAACCAGUCUCAGUUUGAGAAAGCGACCUGAGGUUUUAGCAAUUGCACAUCUGAGCUUGGCUGGAAGGCUUGCCAAUUUUGAUUUGAAAUCAUCAACUGAUUCACCUUCGAGUAAACCAUGGUGGUAUAGUUUUAACAAAGAAUGUCAGGAACUUGUUGUUGAAGAAAUUUGCAACGAAAUGCUGGAGUUGUAUGGGGCAGCCAAGAAAGAAAAACCACCAAAGAAAAGUCUCAGCGAAAAACUUGAACCAAGUCCAAACAACUCAAGUCAUUCAAGUCCAUCUGUCACAAACAGUCCACCAUUUAAAAGAAAGAAACUUGAGAAUAAGGAUAAGGAAGGGAAGUCCACAUCGGUUGCUUCGUCUACAAAAUCAGGGUCGAAAAUUGUCGCAGCUCCCCCACCUCCUCCAUUUACAACCGUUUCGGUUCAUCCAAGCCAAGCAAUUUCUUCAAACACGAUUCUAACAAGCGCCGUGGAAAACAUAAGUCCAGUGAUAACAUCUGACAGCCUUUCUAAAACAACAUCAUACUCUCUGCAAUCGAGUAUGCCUCAAAGUAAUAUUCCUCCAGUCCCCAGUCCACUUGUACAACCAACAGUGCCGUAUGUCAAUCCAGUUCUUUCGCAUGGUGCAUUCCUUGGCGGUACCUUCAGUCCCAUUCCAUUUAGUAUCCCACCUCCAACAGACUCUACCAUUCCUGCUUCCUCAAGCGCUGCAACGCUUUUACCGCCUCCUAAUCUUGUGCAGAAUCCUUCCGGGUUUCCACAAACCUUUGCUCGUGUACCUCCACCACUACAUCGACCUCCACUGUCGCUUCAAAGCCAUACCCAACCCACGCCACUUCAGGCACCACCAUCAUAUAUACAGUCUCAACCACCACCAUCCCACAUACAACCUCCUCCCACACAUAAUAUUCAAAGUCAACCACCUCUUUUACCCAACCACCCACCGCCCACUCACAUUCACUCUCAACCACCACCCUCCCAAAUUCCAGCCCAUCCCCCACCACCUCACAUGCAAACUCUACCCCCACCCUCUCAUAUGCAAACACAGCCCCCGUCGGACCCCCACCAUCAAUCAACCGGGCAAACGUAUGGUCAACGACCACCACCUCUCCCCCCUCACAAACUUUUCCCAUCGAUGCAUCAUCAGCAUGCAACGCAACCCCCAGCUAUGCAGAUGCUGCCCCGGGGUGGAAUGAACAAUGCAGUACUACCUCCAGCUUCAGCCAACCAACCCAACUGGCAUACACCUAACUAUAGCAGACUACCUAACACCCGACCAAUGGGCAGAGGGGGAUGGAUGAGGUGAAAUAUAUAAAGUUUAUCUUCUAAUACAGACAGGUACUUAUUGACCAUGUAAGUACCUAGAUUUAUAUUAAAUCAUAUAUUACA
Dendronephthya gigantea is the source of this 2024-nucleotide messenger RNA. Its product is annotated as cyclin-K-like. The transcript has 9 exons. Lineage: Eukaryota; Metazoa; Cnidaria; Anthozoa; Malacalcyonacea; Nephtheidae. The record is from RefSeq and is a predicted model, not a curated record. Gene Ontology annotation, molecular function: cyclin-dependent protein serine/threonine kinase activator activity. Gene Ontology annotation, biological process: positive regulation of DNA-templated transcription, elongation; regulation of transcription by RNA polymerase II. Gene Ontology annotation, cellular component: cyclin/CDK positive transcription elongation factor complex; nucleus. The coding region runs from base 109 to 1941 and encodes 610 amino acids.